GGUGGAAAAAGCAAGUCCAGAUCUCGGAAGGGUAAGGAUGGAGCUGGGGCAUCCGGUCCAGUGGGUGCAGAUGAUGUGAAUCUGGCCGCAACAUUGCCAAUCCAAGCGGAUGGGGUUAAUGUUGGGACUGGAUUGCCUUCGGUUCAGCUCAACCCUACUGAGGUUCGUGUGGAUGGAGCUGAGUUCCAGCUGGAACAUGAGCCAGAACGAGCUGAUGGAGCUAAUGGAGCUGAUGGGAAUGGACGGCAGCAACAGGAUGGGCUGGAAGGUGAAGGCGAAUCUUCACAGACUGGCCGUCUUGGUGACCGUAAUGGGGCUGCGGACGGCAGGGCAGCUGGUCCGGUGAACCAGGCUGCGGAACCAUCCAUGCAUGAGGUUCUGGAGGUCAUGAGAGCUAUGAGACAUACCGACUCAUACUGCUAUUCCUAUAAGGAACCAGCAGGCUGCCGAGCAGCAGCAGCAGCUCCGGUAGCUGGUGGAGCAGCUCCGGUUCAUGGGGAACAGGAAGCUGAGGUGAUUGAGAUUGACCCCCCAGCUAGGGCGACCAGGAAGGUGGAUUACUUGAAGGUGCUGGAGCACAUCACUCGUAUGGGCACUAAACACUUUGCUGGAAGUGUUGACCCUCUUGAGGCGGAUGAGUGGAGGAGCAGGUUGGCUCGUAACUUCAGCUCAAGCCGCUGCCCAGAGGACUACCAGAAGGACAUUGCGGUUCACUUCUUGGAGGGAGAUGCCCACAACUGGUGGUUGGCUCUUGACAAGCGCACCAAUGCUGAGGCAUGGGACCGUUUGGAAGCUAAGUUCCUGGACUUGGUUCAGGGACGCAGGACGGAGUUGGAGGACGAGGCAGUUCAGGUUCGCCGGUUCAUCAGAGGCCUUAGGGCUGAACUCCGGACCUAUUGCUCAGUCCGUACCUUCUCCACUGUGUCUGAGCUGGUUGAGAGGAUGGCCUUGCUUGAGGUCAACCUUGCGGAUGAGCAUAAGCAGAAGGUCAAAAGUGUGGUGGUGGCUUCAAGCCAGAGUGGUGACCGGAAGAGGAAAAGGGACCAGGCUGAAGAGGGUAAAACCUCAAGUGGUAGGCCUGUGUGUCCCAAGUGUGGCCGACACCAUGGAGGUGAAUGUUGGAGAGCAAUGGGAGCUUGUCUUCGAUGUGGUAAGAUGGAUCACUCAGCUCGGGACUGUCCUAGACAGGAGCAAGGAGCUGGUGGUGAUACCAGGACUUGCCACUACUGUGGAAAGAAGGGACAUCUCCGUAAGGAUUGUCCCAAGUUAGCAGCCGGGUCGAGCAAGGGCCGUGGUGAGGGCAACAAGCCAGACCAGAACCGCGGUCAGACCUCUGCACCCCGCGUCGCUCUAUGA
This is a messenger RNA of Brassica napus (rape), 1356 nucleotides long. RefSeq lists its product as uncharacterized. Gene Ontology annotation, molecular function: nucleic acid binding; zinc ion binding. The transcript has 4 exons. The annotation marks the transcript as partial. The record is from RefSeq and is a predicted model, not a curated record. Lineage: Eukaryota; Viridiplantae; Streptophyta; Magnoliopsida; Brassicales; Brassicaceae.